AUGGCUUCACCACAGAAGAUCCGAACCCCCAUCACCGAUCUGUUUAAGAUCCAGCACCCCGUCAUGCUCGCCGGCAUGAACGUCGCCGCAGGACCGAAGCUGGCCGCUGCCGUCACAAACGCAGGAGGACUGGGUGUUAUCGGAGGCGUUGGCUACACACCAGAGAUGCUCAGGGAUCAAAUCGCCGAGCUUAAACACCAUCUCACUGACAAGAACGCCCCCUUCGGAGUCGACUUGUUACUGCCGCAGGUUGGUGGCAAUGCGCGUAAGACCAACUACGAUUACACCAAGGGCAAGCUCGAUGAGCUGGUUGACAUCAUUAUUGCCGAGGGCGCCAAGCUUUUCGUCUCGGCCGUCGGUGUGCCGCCCAAGCACGUCGUCGACCGCCUGCACAAGCACGGAAUUCUCUACAUGAACAUGAUCGGCCACCCCAAGCACGUUGCCAAGUGCAUCUCGCUCGGCGUGGACAUCAUCUGCGCCCAGGGCGGUGAGGGUGGCGGCCACACUGGCAACAUCCCCACCACCAUCCUCAUCCCCUCGGUCGUCAAGGCCUGCCAGGGCCACAAGUCGCCUUUGACUGGCGGUCCCGUCCAGGUCGUUGCCGCCGGCGGCAUCUUCAACGGCCAGACCGUUGCGGCCGCCCUCAUGCUCGGCGCCAACGCUGUCUGGGUUGGUACCCGCUUCAUCCUCACCCACGAGGCCGGCGCACCCGAGUCCCACAAAGAGGCCGUCCGCACCGCCGGCUACGAUGACACUAUCAAGACCGUCAUCUUCACCGGCCGUCCGCUGCGCGUCAAGAAGAACGACUACAUCCUCAACUGGGAGAACGAACGCCAGGACGAGAUCAAGGAGCUGACAUCCAAGGGAAUCCUCCCUUACGAGGCCGACCUUGACAAGCUCAUGGGCGGCGGUGACGGGCCCAACUUUGACAUUGCCAGCGGCGAGGCCAAGGGCAAGGAUGAGAAGAAGCCCAACGUCGAGAGCGAGGAGGAUGUUGACAUCGACGACCUCAUGGACCAGUUCAGGCCCUUCCUGAUGGGCAAGUGCGCCGCCGUCGUCAAUGAGCUCAAGAGCGCCAAGGAGGUUGUCGACGAGCUCGUCAACGACGGUGCCGCGUGCUUGGCGCAAGGUGGCCAGAUGGUCAAGGCAUCGGCCAAGUUGUAA
Molecule: messenger RNA, 1164 nt
Organism: Pyricularia pennisetigena
Lineage: Eukaryota; Fungi; Ascomycota; Sordariomycetes; Magnaporthales; Pyriculariaceae
Exons: 3
Coding region: 1-1164 (387 amino acids)
Molecular function (GO): nitronate monooxygenase activity
Source: RefSeq, a predicted model, not a curated record